AGAGUUGACAAUUUCAGGGUAAAUUUAAUUGGCGGCCACUCCAAUGAAGCCAUAAAAAAUGACUGCUGAAUCUGAAAGCUGGACCAUUAGAUGCAUUUUGAGAUUUAAGGUUGUAUGGACACGUGUCUUUUUUAUGGACCAAAAAUUGAAGUUGGUGCAUCAUAAUUUUUCUAUUUUGAUUUGAUAUGUUAAAUAAAUCUGGUUGAACCGACUUAAAAAUAAACCGGUUUAUGACAAUAAUUAAAUUUAAUUUUAAUUUUUUAUUAAUUAUGAGCUGGUAAUUGGUAAUGGUAUAUCCCAUUCCCGCCUUCUCUCUGACCUAGCAAUUUCCAAAACCUUUAAUCCCGCUCUCCCACUAAUGAGCUAUCAAGUUUCAAAAUUCUCAAUCCCACCUUUUCUCACUCUCUUCUCUGAGCUAUCAAGGGUUAAAGAUCAGAAAAAGAAGGAGGUAUAACCAUGGUGUAAAUCUCGUCAUUAUUGACACUCUGCCCUCCACAGCGUGGUUCUCUUCGAUAAUCGUUGCCACAUCUUUCAUCAGAUAGAGAUGGAAACUACAGAAGCGGGUUCAGCUAAUGACGAUGAUGGUAGCUUGGACCAAGAGAUAGGAACAAAAAAAUGUCAAUGUGGUGACUGCAAGCAGUGUGGAGUUGUUACUGUUGAAGAUAUUAUCAAUCAUAUAUUUUCAACAUUUGAGGUAGCAUAUGAUAUGUAUGUGAGAUAUGCCAAAUGUGUGGGUUUUGGAGUUUGGAAAGGCCACUUUGUGAAAACUAAAGAUGGUUGUUACUCAAAGCGAAAGUUCUUUUGUAACAAGGCCGGAUUGAGAGAGAAGAAAUACUAUGACAAUGUUUCACGAAAAAGGGAACAAAGGGCUGAGACACAAACUAAUUGUCAAGCUAAAUUGUAUUUAUACUUUGAUAAAAGUGCAAAUGUUUGGAGGGUUAAGAAUUUGUUCGAUGAACAUAACCAUGACUUAGUACCACAAUGCAUGGUUCACCUAAUUCCGAACCAUCGGCAGUUGACUGAUGCAAACAAGGCACAAGCUGACAUCAUGCAUAUGUAUGGUGUGCCAACAUCUCAAAUUAUGGGGUUUAUGGCUGGUCAAGCUGGUGGGUAUGCCAGAGCUAAUUUUACAAAGAAAGAUUUAGAUAACCACAUUGAUAGGAGUCGACGGUUACGCAUUUUAGGCGGUGACGCCAACAUUAACCAUAAGCUACCUGUUUGGAAAGGCUGACGUUGACCCGAUGGCUAUGGCACGAUAUAGUUCAACUACGGAGGAUCGGUUAGGUAGCUUAUUUUGGGCCGAUAGAAUAUGUCGAGCUGAUUAUCAAUAUUUUGGUGAUGUCCUUGCGUUUGAUGCCACAUACAAUACAAGAAACUUUUGGUAAUCUUUUUUGGGAGUAACCAUCACAGGCAAACGUGUAUAUUUGAGUUUUCCAUACUUGACAAUGAAAUGGCAUCCACAUACAAGUGGCUACUAGCUAAUUUUUUGGAGGUUAUGAUGAACAAGCAUCUUAAAAUUGUUGUGACUAAUGCAGAUGAGGCUAUGAAAGAGGCUAUUAAUGAGAUUUUUCCAAAUACAACUCAUAGAUUGUGCGGAUGGCAUCUUCAAAAAAAAUGCUACUUUGAGAAUCAAGGACCCAGGCUUAUGUGAAUCAUUUAAAAAGUUUAUUUAUGCCAAGUGGGAUGUUGAUGAAUUUGAGGAGGAAUGGUCAAAAUUAGUUGAAGAGUUUAGUGGUAGAGACACGUCAUGGAUUGACAAAUAAUAUGAAAACAAAGAAAGUUGGGCUAGGGCGUUUCUUUGGGAUAAAUUUUGUGCUGGUUUUAGAACCACUUCACGAUGCGAAGGCAUUAACAACUUCAUAAAAAGAUUUGUUCAUUCAAGGGACAGCAUUUUAGAGUUGGUGGAGAAUCUUGAACAGGCUCUACGAGAUUAUCGCAACAAUGAGAUGGUUGCUCAAUUCAAGACAAUCAAUUCUGAUCCUGUUUUGACAACUGGCUUACAGUCUCUCAAACUUUGUGCUGCAAACAUCUACACUAGAGAGAUAUUCAAACUAGUGAGGAAGCAAAUUGAAGAAGUGAUUUCUUUAGACAUUAUAUAUAGUCAGCCCCUUUCCACAACUAUGGUAUAUAAGAUUUGUGCUUUUCAAAAGAGAGUCAAAAUAUUUAUAGUUGUAUAUGAUCGCAAUGAGAAGAAAUUAGAGUGUGAAUGCUGUCAUUGGGAUCAUGAAGGGUAUCCUUGUAGUCAUAUGUUGUGUGUGCUGAGACGAGAGGAUAUAGAUGAAUUGCCAAAAAGUCUAAUUCUAAAAAGAUGGACUCGAGAUGCAAAAAAGUAUACUAAUGAUCAAAUAGUCGAAAGCACUGCAAAUGAUGCUAAAAAAAGUUUUUUAAUGAGAUAUGGUGCUAUGUCAGUUGCCACAAUGUGGAUGUCAUUUCUUGCAGCUCAAGAAGUUUCACUUUUUGGUGAUACAAUGAAUGAAGUGACUAGAUGGACCAAAGAUCUAGAGAAAAAGUGCAGCAUUAAAAAACAAAAUGGGAUUACUGAUGUAUUGCAUCCUGUUGCUGAAUUUGUUGGUGAUCUUUGUGUCGCUAAGACUAAAGGUACACCCAAACUCAAGAAGAGUGAAACUAGAAAAAGGUCAUGUUCAAAUUGCCUCAUGAAGGGUCAUACAAAGAGGCAUUGUCCAAAAUUGGUUGAUGAAGGUGACCGGAGCCAUGACCAUGUCCCUUUUCGAUGUACAAACACAGAUGAGGUUAUUUAUGCAAUGAUUGCUAAAUUUUGUUUUUUGAAACAAAUUUUAUCAAUUAUUUUCAUAUCAAUAUGUUAAUCAUAUUUAUUCUCGUAG
Messenger RNA from Arachis ipaensis, 2843 nucleotides. The record is from RefSeq and is a predicted model, not a curated record. Lineage: Eukaryota; Viridiplantae; Streptophyta; Magnoliopsida; Fabales; Fabaceae.